This is a messenger RNA of Aureobasidium vineae, 1065 nucleotides long. Lineage: Eukaryota; Fungi; Ascomycota; Dothideomycetes; Dothideales; Saccotheciaceae. The record is from the annotation of a GenBank genome assembly.
AUGGCUGCUAAGAAUUUGCAAGUCGGCUGGUAUGGCCUUGGAUCUAUGGGCAAGCCCAUGGCGGAGAAUUUGCAAAAGUAUCUGGCAAAGCAUGAUCAAUCGCUCAUCUUCAACAACCGCACAAUGGCUUCGGGUGACAACCUCAAGAGUCUUGGUGCGUCUUCGGCGUCGAGUUUCGGCGAGUUGGUCGAGAAGAGUGAUGUCGUAUUUACAAUGGUAUAUUCCCAGAUUCUUCCAGCUCUCUUGCAGACAAAAACUGAUAGUGAGCAAGNNGUCAACAAUGAUGAUACACUCAAGAGUCUUCUGCAACAAGCCUACGACACCAAAGACCUCUCUGGCAAAAUCUUCGUCGACUGCUCUACCGUACACCCAGACACGACAAAAACUGUCACCGAAGAAAUGUCGAAGCACAAGGCAACUUUCCUGGCAGCACCCAUGUUCGGCGGCCCAGCAAUCGCCGCACCCGGUAAACUGGUUGUCGCAAUCGGUGGACCUUCCUCAGCGGUCGAGACCGUAAAACCUUACUUCCAGGACGUGAUUGCCAGAAAGGUCAUUGUGUGCAAGGAGGAGCCUCAGAGUGCUUCUAUGCUGAAGAUUGCUGNNGGUGAGUUUUGUGCUUUCCAAAUCAUGAGACGCGGGAGGAUGCUAAUGGAGAACCACAGAAACAUCAUCACCGUAAACCUCAUGGAGGCAGUCAGUGAAGCUCAAGUCUUCGCCGAACAAACCGGCAUCGGCUGCGGCCCCAUGGAAGAGCUCAUCACCGAAGGCUUCGGCCCCGUCGCUGGCGGCUACUCCGGCAGAAUGACAAGCGGCAACUAUGCACCAGCCCUCGACAAGCGCCCUGGCUUUGGAGUUUCGCUUUCGAUCAAGGAUGCUGAUUAUGCUGUUGCCAUUGCAAAGGACAAGGGUGUUAAGUUGCCGGCGACAGAGGUGGCGAACAAGAAUAUGAAGGCUGCGAGGGAAGAGCAUGGAGAGGUCUUGGAUUGUGCGGCUAUGUAUGGUACGUUGAGGAAGNGGGCUGGGCUGAACUUUUUCAAUGAGAAGAGCAGGCAGAGCGAUGAGUAA